This is a messenger RNA of Rangifer tarandus platyrhynchus (Svalbard reindeer), 783 nucleotides long. The record is from the annotation of a GenBank genome assembly. NCBI's taxonomy places the organism in Eukaryota, Metazoa, Chordata, Mammalia, Artiodactyla, Cervidae.
AUGGAGGAGGUGCGGGAAGGACCGGAGCUCGGCGGCGGGAUGGAGGAACCCGCGAGCCCCCAGGAGCCGGCGUCGCCUCCCCCGCCCCCGUCGCCGCCUUCGCCCGCGGCCCCCGAGACCCCCGGGCUCCCCGCGCCCGAGUCGCCAACCGAGGCCCACGCGCGGCAGCUGCUGCUGCAAGAGUGGGCGCCGCCGGGAGGGAUCCUGGAGCUGCCCCCGCGCCUCACCUGGAAGCUGCUGUUCCUGCGGCGGCCGCUCUACCGCAACCUGCUGCGCUCGCCCAACCCCGAAGGCAUCAACAUUUAUGAGCCAGCUCCCCCUACCGGUCCCACCCAGCAACCCCUGGAGGCUCUGGGCAAUUUCCGCGGCUGGCACAUCAGGACUGAGAAACUCCAGCAGAACCUCAGCUGGACGGUGAAGCAGCAGUGCGUGGACCUUCUGGCCGAGGGCUUGUGGGAGGAGCUCCUGGACGAUGAGCAGCCGCGUAUCACGGUCAUGGACUGGUUCGAGGACAGCCGACUGGACGCGUGUGUGUAUGAGCUGCACGUCUGGCUGCUGGCCGCUGACCGCAGCACAGUCAUCGCGCAGCACCACGUGGCCCCCCGCACCUCCGGAAGAGGCCCUCCCGGCCACUGGAUCCAGGUGUCCCACGUAUUCCGCCAAUACGGCCCUGGCGUCCGCUUUGUCCACUUCCUGCACAAGACCAAGAACCGGAUGGAGCGUGGUGGGCUGCGGCGGACUAGGGUGACCGACUCUUCUGUGUCUGUGCAAUUCCGGGAGUGA